This is a messenger RNA of Diaporthe amygdali, 930 nucleotides long. Its product is annotated as ornithine decarboxylase antizyme. Gene Ontology annotation, molecular function: ornithine decarboxylase inhibitor activity. Bases 1 to 930 code for a protein of 309 amino acids. NCBI's taxonomy places the organism in Eukaryota, Fungi, Ascomycota, Sordariomycetes, Diaporthales, Diaporthaceae. The transcript is spliced from 2 exons. The record is from RefSeq and is a predicted model, not a curated record. Gene Ontology annotation, biological process: positive regulation of protein catabolic process. Gene Ontology annotation, cellular component: cytoplasm; nucleus.
AUGGCGCCCAUGAAAACGUUAAAUUCCAAUCAGUCGAGUAGUAAUUACGGCGAGGACACGGCCCGCCAGGCCAACGUUCUCGCCAGCUGCUACGUCGUCGACGCCGCCGGCUCGCUCAAGGGCCUCCACUACUGCACUACCCUGGCUGCAGGGGCCGAGUGUCCCCCCCUCGCCGCAAUCACCUCGUCUAACGAGCUCGCCCUGACGCCCAAGCCGGCCAAGCGUCAGUCCACGGCAUCCAACAGCGAGUCUCGUCGUCGACGAGGGGGGGCAACACUUCGUAUCAGGGAAGAAUGUGAGAGAUUCUUUUGUGAGACCAUGGCGACCACUUUCUUCGGUGAGAGGAACGGUCGCUCAGCGGUCUCCGGCCUGACGGGUGUUUAUCAACAACACGACCAAACAGCCAUCCACCGGCGCUCAUCCGCCGCUUCCCUCGCCGGGAGCAGCGCUGCCUCCGUCGACUCCGGCUAUUUUGGCUCCUACAGCAGCAACGGCCAUCCCGACCAGCGCCAGCAGCUCACGCCCCCGUACGACGGAUCCGAAACGGUCUGCGUCGGUGGCCGCGCCAACAGCAACAUCGAGGUCACCGCGUGGAUGGAGAUCUGGGACUACCAGGGCGGGGCUAGUUUCCGCGCCUUCACAGCUGAGGACUAUGCCCGCGGCGAGAGGACCUUGUUCACCUUCUUCGACGCCGGUGUUGUCGGCCGCGAUCUGAAGGACGCUCUUGUGGCCCUGAUGGAGAUGGCCGAGUCGCCUCUGGGCUGCUCCCACCUGGUGAUCUGCAUCGACCGGUCCAUCGAGACUAACGAGGCCAAGACGUUGACAAAGGGCCUGCAGUGGGCAGGCCUCGAGUUAAUGACCCUCGACCACUGGGCUGGAGCUAUCGAUGUGACGAGUAAGGAGUGGGUAUUCAUGGGUACGGAAGUGUAG